AUGAAAACAAAAACAAGUCCAAUUUCAGCCUCUUCGGCAGACUCAGCAGGUAGUGUAGAUCUUUCUUAUCCAAAUGACGAUCUUCAGCAGCUAAUCCAAGAAAUAACUCAAUAUCAGCCAAAAGAGACUCAAACUCCAUUCAAAGGUAACUGUCUACUGUUGACAGCUGACCAAAGAUUUUUCGUGUUUUGCAGUGUUGAAGGAAGGGUUGCUAUUUUGGAUAGAAUUACAGGAGAAAUAAUUAAUGAUGUCCUGCUUCCUGGAGGAGGUCUUUAUUCUAUAGCUUUUUACCAAAAUGAGACUUAUGUCUUUUCAGGUGGCAAAGAUACAGUUAUCAGGCAGUUUCUUCUUAAAGAUUUCUCUUUAGUGGCUCAAUUUAAAGGUCACACAGAAAAAAUCAGUGAAAUUAUGUUUUCCCCUGACGAAAAAUGAAUGUAUUCUUGCAGUGAUGAUGGAACUGUCAGAAUCUGGGAUAUGAGCCAGGAAAGUGUUUCAUUUAUAAUGUAUAAGCAUGAUGACCGAGCUUUGUCUAUGGAUAUGGCUAGAGAUGGGACUAUUCUAGUAACUGGUGGCGCUGAUAAAGUAGUAAAAGUGUGCGACUUAACUGAAAAAAAAUUAAUUACAACUAUUACUGGACCAACUAACAGUGUAUGGGAAAUAAGUAUAAACAAAGCAAAAACAAUGAUAGCCGCUGGAGAUAAUGAUGGAGUUGCGUGGAUAUGGAAAUUUGAGACGUGGGAAGUACUUCAUAAGUUACAAGGGCAUUCAAAACGUGUUUCGUGUUUAGAUUUUAUAGAUAAUGAUGCCAGAAUAGUUACAGCAAGCAAUGAUGGCUCAGUCAGAAUCUGGGAUUUAACCAAAAAUAUGAACCCAGUUAUCAUGGAAAGACAUACAAAUUGGAUAAAGUCUAUGUUAAUCAGUCCUGAUGAAGAAUAUAUUUUUACUAUAUCAGAAGACUAUAAGCUAAUUUCCUGGAAAAUUCUCCCUGCCAGAAACGAAAUAAAGCUGGUUGGCCACACGUCUAAUAUUUAUAACACCCUUUAUUCUCUCAAACGCAAUGUUUUCCUUACAAAUGCCAAUGACAAAAUGGUCAUCAAAUGGGAUCCAUAUGCCCAAAAAAAGCUUCAUCAAUGGGAUCACAAAGAUGGAAUUUAUGCUAUGUGCAUGACUGCUGAUGAAAAAUAUGUGAUUGCUUGUACUGCAGGUAAAGAAAUGUAUUUUCUUAACCUCGAUACCCAUGAAUCAAUACAAUUUGAUUACUGUAAAGAUGAUCUUGACCAAUCUUUAAAGCCAAUUAUCAAAGCUAUUAUUGCAACACCUGAUAAUAAAUAUAUGCAAGUUUUAUAAAUUGCCCUAUAAGGGCGGGUAUUGGAGCUGAAAAUUUUCCAGUGGCUGGACCAAUUGGAGAGAGGCUUAUUUGACAACUCUCCAAUUGGUUUGGCCAGACAGCCACUAGAGAGUUUCCAGCUCAAUGUCCUGUUUUAUAGGACAGUUUAUAGGAUUUAGCUAUAUAUAAUUACAGGGGACACUGCUUUUAGAUUAACUGUAAGAGAAUAUCAAGAUCCUACAGGCGGCGCAGAUUUGCCAAUUAAAUAUAUUUUCAGAAAGCAAACUAAUACUGUGUGGUCUUUAGCUGUAAACAGUGACUCUUCAAUAAUUUUUUCAGGUAGCGAAGAUGCAACUAUUGUGAUGUAUAGCUUAAUUGAAUGAGCACCAAUAGCAACACUUGAAGGGCAUACAAAAAAAGUAAAAUGUUUAUCAGUCUCAAAAGAUGAUAGGAUUUUGAUUUCAGGGUCUUGGGACUCAACAUUUAGGAUCUGAAGCAUCCCAAAGAGAACUUGUCUGAAGGAAUUUACAUAUCAUACAGGAGCAAUUAACCAGAUUUAUUUUCCAAAUACAGAAAAUUAUUUUAUCGUGGCUUCAACUGACUGCACAGUGUCAUUUUGGAAUAUGAGGGAUUAUAAUUUUAUAACUCAGCUGAAAUAUAAUGAUCUUUGCUUACUCCCCCAAAACCAUUGAAAAAAUCUCUAUUUUUUGACCAAAAAACCUACCCUCCGUGAGCGAGCAAAAGAUUUGAUAUAUAAUUUAUAAUUAUUAUUAUAAUGAAAUCUCUAGCUAAUUCUGUUUAAUUUAAAAUAGCUUGCAUUUUAAAACAUAAACUUUGCAAAUUAAAUGAAUAUUUACAGCUCAAUUUUACGAGUUGCAUUUUUUUAAAUUUUUAUAAAAAAUAUUUUACUAUAAGAUUUAUAUCCCCCUCCGUGAGCGGGCAAAAUUUAUCGUUCACUCACGGAGGGGGGAAGUUAGCUCUCACAUUGACUCCUGAUGAAAAAGUUUUAAUUGUGGUCGAAAAAGAAUUUGUGUAUUUACGAGAAAACCCAAUGAUGAAUAAUGAGUUUGCAAUCUAUGGCACUGGCUCAAAUCAAUACAAGCUGAUAGAUUAUGCUUAUCGUCUUAUAAAUGGCAAACCUGAGCCACAUGACCCAAUACUUGAUAAAUAUAUUUUUACUCCUACGCUUACCAAUAUGGCACAUUUAUACGCAUAUUUUAAUCAUCCUGAUUUACUUUCCUCAGCCUUUGAUAAUGGAGUUUCACUAUUAAACUCUAAAAACCAAAAAAAUCCAUUAUCAAUUGCUAUAAACAAAGAUUAUAUAGACUGUGUAUACUCUACUUUGAAUUAUCUUAAAACCAAAGUAUCUAAUGAUCCUUAUGCAAUGCUUUUCUUCGAAAACGAUCUGAUUGAUUUAAAUAAAAGAGGUAUUUCAUUGCUAGAUGAAGUCUAUGAUGUCUUAUUGAUUAAAGGAACAGAAGAAUGGUUACCCAAGUUUUGUUCAUCCAAUAAUAGACUGCCUAACUCCCCCAUCCGUGAGCGAACAAAACCAUUAGAAAAAUUCCUAUUUUUUGCCCAAAAACACACUCUCCAUGAGAAAAAAAAAUGUUUUAUGGAAAAAAUUUUAAUAUAUAUAUGAUAAACAUAUAGCUCAUGCACCGAUAUAGAUUUAUUUAUCGAGAAAAAUGCAAUUGAAAUACAAUGACCAAGAAAGACUCUAUUAAAGGAACGGGCUGGAUAUCUAUAUCAGGAAGUGCUAAAAAGUAACAUGCCAAAAAAUGGUGAUAAGUGUGAAAAAAGUUGACAAGUAAAUGCGCCAAUUUUUAAAAUGGCUUUAUUAUUAAAAUAAUUUAAAACUUAAGAAACCCAAUUAGACUUAAGAUAAUAAUUGCAAAUUAAUAUGGGGGGCUAUUUAUUCAAUAUUUUUCAAUUUUUUAAAAUUUUAUGUGCAAUUUCUUCCAUAAUGGACUCCAUCUUUAUAAUCACUUAAGUCAAAAUCCUACUGGAGGUUUACAUGAUAUGCUAACUGGAGUUAUAGCACUUGGUGUCCUAUAAAGUUAUUCGCUCGGGAAGUUCCCCCUUUGCUUUUUCAAUUUUGAGAGUUCAUGUGCAAUUUCUUCCAUAAUGGACUCCAUCUUUAUAAUCACUUAAGUCAAAAUCCUACUGGAGUUUUUGAAUGAUAUGCUUACUGAGUUAUAGCACUUGGAGACCUAUAAAGUUAUUUGCUCGGGAAGUUCCCUUUUGCAUUUUCAAUUUUUAAACUCAUUUCUAUAGCUUUAUCUCAAGCACUUUUUAAAUAAACAAAUAAUCAAAAAUAUUAAAUCUACUAUAAUUUAUAUGUAGAUUUAUUAUAAAAUUAUUAUUAAUUUUUAAGACCUUUAAAAUAAGAUUUUUAGUUAUUAAUCAAUCCCAGUCUAAUUUGGUAUCUUAUUUUAAUAAUAAAGCCAUUUUAAAAAUUGGCGUGUUUACUUGUAAACUUUGUCACACUUGUCACCAUUUUUUGACAUGUCACUUUUUAGCACUUUCUGAUAUAGAGAUUGAGCUCAUCUCUUUGAGGGACUCUGUUUUGCUCGUUCAAUAGUCCAGUACAUUUUGCUCGAAAAGAAAUCUAUAAAAGGGUAUGAGCUAUAUCAUGAAAUCUAUAGCUAAUUCUGUUCAAUUUUAAACAAAUUGUGUUUUAAAACAUAAAUUUUACAAAUUAAAUUAAUAUUUGCUCUCCAAUUUUCGAGAAGUGGGAUUUUUUAAAUUCCGAAAAAAAAUUUUUUUCUUUAUAAAUUUUUUUUAAAAAAAAAAAUUAACCCCUCCGUGAGCGAACAAGAAUUUUUUGUUCACUCAUGGGGGAGUAAGAUAAUUGGAUCUUUUCAUCUUGAUCCAGACCCAACUGAUUUUUUACCUGCUGAAAGCUUUAAAGCAGAAAAUGUAGCUGGGAGUGGAAAAGCUAUCAAUUUUUAUUAUUCUGCUAUUAGUCUUGAUAUGGAGUUAGGCUCAAGCGGCAGUAUUGCGUUUAUGAACAGCGUUGUUAACUGCUCAAACCAAGAUAUAUAUAGGACGCAAUUAGUAAAAGAAAUCUUAGACAAAAAGUGGCAAAAAAUCUGAUGGUUUGUCGUACUGGAAUCUUUAUUUUAUUGAAGCUACUUAUUGACAUUUACAAUUUAUAUCGUGAAUUUUGUAGGAGAAGGCGGCUAUUUGGCGCUUCCGUUCUUUUUUAAUGAAGUUUUAAUGUUCUAUGAAAUUUAUCAAGUAGCUUCAGGAGGGUGGAUGUAUUUUUCAGACUACUGAAAUUAUAUCGACAUUUCAAGCCUUGCACUAUUUAAUGCUUAUGCUUUUUCUAUCUGGAGUGGUGAUAUAGAUCCAACAGGUAACAAAUUAAAUACAAUUUUGGUAGUUAUAACUCUCCUAGCCUUUAUUAGAGGAAUUUCGUAUUUCACUGUUUGACAGGAGACAAGAUAUAUGAUAAACCUGUUGGCGGUGGUUUUUAUACAUAUGAUACCUUUCUUGAUACUGCUAUUUUAUACAACCAUUACUUUUGCAUUGCUACUUUAUGCAUAUGAAUCAGACCCUUCUUUAGAUUUUAUUACUUUUCUUGAAAAUUCAUAUACAUUGAACUUAGGCGGCAUUGAAACUGAUGGCUACGAUUCUAUGGAUUGGGUAAUUUUUGGCUUGUCCACACUUGUUAACCCUAUUGUUAUGCUUAACCUCCUGAUUGCUAUCCUCGGUGACAGCUUUAACGAUGUCCAAGACAACCAAGAAAUCGCUGAUAAAAAAGAACUCGCUUCCAUCAUUCUUGAUAUCGAACUUCUUAUGUCUUGGAAGUGAAAAUCAAACAAAAAAACAUUUUUACAAAUCUGCAGUGAAGAAAAAAUAGAUGCAAUCAGUAGCUGAAACGGCAAAAAGAAAGACCUUGAAGUUACAUUAGAUACGCUUACAGAAACCCUUAAAAGAAACUACAGAAAUAUGCAAAAAAGCGUUGAUAGCGCUACCGCUGCUUUUGAAGAAUUAAAAAAUAAAUUAGAUGGGAAAGAAAAAAAGAAAGAAGGCGAAGAAGAAGAAAAAAAAGAAGAAAAAGAGAAAACAGAAGAAGAAAAAAAGAAAGAAGAAGAGGAAAAGAAAAGCAUAAAAGAAAAGAUGAUGCAGAAAGAAGAAGAUCUGCUCAAAAAAAUCAAAGCAUGUUACGAAAAGUUUUCUCAAUUAGAAAAGAUAGCUUCUGAAGUCAUAACGGAGCAAAGGCCCGGAGACUAA
Molecule: messenger RNA, 5566 nt
Organism: Blepharisma stoltei
Lineage: Eukaryota; Ciliophora; Heterotrichea; Heterotrichida; Blepharismidae
Source: the annotation of a GenBank genome assembly